Messenger RNA from Trichomonas vaginalis G3, 1197 nucleotides. RefSeq names its product malic enzyme. The coding region runs from base 1 to 1197 and encodes 398 amino acids. The transcript has a single exon. Gene Ontology annotation, molecular function: NAD binding; malate dehydrogenase (decarboxylating) (NAD+) activity. The record is from RefSeq and is a predicted model, not a curated record. NCBI's taxonomy places the organism in Eukaryota, Parabasalia, Trichomonadida, Trichomonadidae.
AUGUCAGUUAAGAAAGACUACGCAUCUCUCUCAGUUGCCGCGCACAAGGAAUGGCGCGGCAAGAUUGAAACAGUUGUUCGCUGCAAAGUUGAAGAUCGCGAAGAUUUGUCACUUGCAUACACACCAGGUGUUGCACAGCCAUGCAUUGAGAUCCAGAAGAAUCCAGAUCUCUCAUACGAGUUCACACGCCGCUGGAACACAGUUGCUGUUGUUACAGAUGGCACAGCUGUUCUUGGAUUAGGUGAUAUUGGUCCAGAAGCAGGCACGCCAGUUAUGGAAGGCAAAGCAUUACUCUUCAAACGCUUCGGUGAUGUAGAUGCAAUCCCGCUUUGCGUUCGUUCUAAGAGUGUUGACGAUAUUGUCAAAGUUGUUUCACUACUUGCAGGUUCAUUUGGUGGUGUCAACCUUGAAGAUAUUUCUGCUCCUCGCUGCUUCGAAAUCGAGAAGAAACUCCAAGAGAUCUGCGACAUUCCAAUCUUCCACGAUGACCAGCAUGGCACAGCCAUUGUUACACUCGCUGCUCUUCUCAACGCACUCAAGAUUGUUGGAAAGAAGAUCGAAGAGAUCAAAGUUGUCACAAGUGGUGCUGGUGCUGCAGGUAUCGCUAUCAUCAAGCUCCUCAUCGCUGUCGGUGUCAAUCCAAAGAACGUCAUCCUCACUGACAGACAAGGUGCCAUUUACAAAGGCCGCUCUGGCUUGAACGACAUCAAAGUUGAGAUGGCAGAGAUCACAAACUCAGAACUUAAACAAGGUACACUUGCAGAAGUCAUCAAGGGUGCUGACGUCUUCAUUGGUGUUUCUGCACCAAAGACACUCACAGAGGACAUGGUCAAAUCGAUGGCUGACAAAGCAAUUGUAUUCCCAAUGGCAAAUCCAACACCAGAAAUCAUGCCAGACCUCGCAAAGGCUGCUGGUGCUGCUGUUGUUGGCACAGGUCGUUCAGACUUCCCUAACCAGAUAAACAACGUUCUCGCUUUCCCAGCUCUCUUCCGCGGUGCACUCGAUGUCCGCGCAUCACGCAUCACAAACGAAAUGAACAUCGCCGCAGCACGCGCAAUCGCUUCACUCGUCUCAGACGAAGAACUCAACCCAGAUUACAUACUUCCUAACCCAUUCGACAAGAGAAUCAAAGAAACUGUCUCAAAGGCUGUUGCUCAAGCUGCCAUCAAGUGUGGUGUUGCUCGCAUUAACCAAUGA